Molecule: messenger RNA, 614 nt
Organism: Megalops cyprinoides (Indo-Pacific tarpon)
Lineage: Eukaryota; Metazoa; Chordata; Actinopteri; Elopiformes; Megalopidae
Gene: hamp
Product: hepcidin antimicrobial peptide
Exons: 3
Coding region: 243-512 (89 amino acids)
Biological process (GO): defense response to bacterium; intracellular iron ion homeostasis
Cellular component (GO): extracellular region
Source: RefSeq, a predicted model, not a curated record
CACGCCGCUGACACCAGCAGCAACAGCCGAGAAGACAGCUGAAGAUUCACUGCAAACCAAAGCUGUACCAAACCGACAGAACUGAAGGGUGACGAGCGACCAGCCUAGUUACAGCUAUUCUUCAGAGGGCGAAGAACUUGCUGUAUUCCGAAUUACGCCACAGGUGGUUCAAAACAGGGCGCAAGAAACUUCAAAUAGAGAUUUUUUUUUCCUGAGAAAUAUUCAAUUAAACCAAACCGAAAAUGAAGUGCAUGCACCUUGCGGUCCUAGUCGUCCUCCUCGGCAUCUGCGUCCUUCACUGCACGGCUGUUCCCUACUCAGAGACGCUGAUGGAGGAGAAGGAGAAGAGCGACGCUCCAGUUGAGGACCGAACACAGACCGUCUCCACAGCAGAAGAAACGAGUCCCCUGGAGCUCCUCAGGGCGAAGCGGCAGAGCCACCUCUCCCUGUGCCGCUACUGCUGCAAGUGCUGCAAAGGUUACAAAGGCUGUGGAUACUGCUGCAGAUUCUAGGGAACCAAAUCCAGGAAGACUCGGGUUCGAAGAUAGAAUUUCACCAAGAACUUUAAAUUAUUUAACACAUUUUUAUUGUCAUUUUGACUCCUGAGGCCAAAG